Manis pentadactyla (Chinese pangolin) is the source of this 2079-nucleotide messenger RNA. It is a transcript of the gene CYYR1, whose product is annotated as cysteine and tyrosine rich 1. Bases 40 to 804 code for a protein of 254 amino acids. The transcript is spliced from 4 exons. The record is from RefSeq and is a predicted model, not a curated record. NCBI's taxonomy places the organism in Eukaryota, Metazoa, Chordata, Mammalia, Pholidota, Manidae.
CGCGCCGAUGCUACCCGCAGAGAUGAAACGUGAGCUUGGAUGGCCAAGGACGCCGGAGCUUCCCUCGCCUGCCGCCCGGCGCCCCGGGGAGAGACAAAGAGACCUCAGCCGCAGCGCAGCCCGCGCGGCCGGCCGGGUUCCCCCCCAGGCUCCGGAGCAAUGGCCAGGUCUCCGCGCGAGCCGCCUCUCGGGAGCGCUGCCUUUCCAUCUGACCGCCCUCCAGCCCCUCCAGCCCGUCUAUCUCCUCCCUGUUCCGGGCUCGCCCGUCGCACCCAGCCGUCUCUCCAGUCCGUCUGUCUAUCUGUCCUGGCGCGAAAACUCCGGCCACCGGCUUGGAUGGACGCGCGCAGGCUGCCCGGGUGUCCAGGGAUCUUGCUUCCGAAGUUGGUCCUGCUCUUUGUCUACGCAGAGGACUGCCUCGCUCAGUGCGGCAAAGACUGCAGAGCUUACUGCUGUGAUGGGAACGCUCCCUACUGCUGCUCCUACUAUGCCUACAUUGGGAAUAUCCUCUCGGGCACAGCAAUUGCUGGCAUCGUGUUUGGAAUUGUAUUCAUCAUGGGGGUCAUUGCUGGAAUUGCCAUAUGUAUCUGCAUGUGCAUGAAAAACAACCGUGGAACCCGAGUGGGUGUCAUCAGGGCCACCCACAUCAAUGCCAUCUCCUCCUAUCCUGUGCAACCACCACCCUAUAGUUACGACCAUGAGAUGGAUUACUGUGCAGACUUGCCGCCUCCCUACUCCCCAGCCGCACAGCCUUCAGCACAGCGUUCUCCACCCCCUCCUUAUCCUGGAAACUCAAGGAAGUAAUUCUUCUCCCAGAACACAAUAUGUGCCAAUCAGAGUCUCGCCCAUAAUAAAUUACUCAGAAACAGAGAGGAAAAGUUUGCUCUAAGGAAUAUUCUUUUAGGCCAAACAAUAUGUCAAGUGGAAUGUCCCAGCUGAAGGCACAGGGAUUUUACCCUUCUCAGAGAUGACCCCAUAUGAAGUAUUAUGUGUGGUUUGAUGGUACCACAUCUGAAGAGAUCUACUGAUAAACAUAAGUACAUUCAGAAAAAAGAAGAUAGACAAAACAUAUGAAAAUCAUGUUGCUCAAGGAAAUUGCAGUACUGAUCCUGGAAAAGAGAUUAUAUAAGACAUGAGAACAGCCUGGACUACAGAAAGAAACAACUAUUUUCUUGUAGCUUAAAAGCCAGAACUAGGACUGUUCAUUGUUUGCUCAUCAGUUAACGCAGAUCAAGUGCAUUUGAGCCCACCCUGUGCCUUACACUGUUUGAAGCGCUGGAUGGAAACUACAGGAACUGUAGUGUCAGGGGAAGAACAGGAAACUUUGGUUGCAGUAUAAGAAAGGGCAAUUGGAACUUCCUUAUUGACUAGAUUGCUUUGUGAAGCUCCCUGUUACCAAGAUGUCAAACAAAACUUGGCUGACGAUCUGGUAGCAACAUGCUGCAGAAAGGAGCUAAAUCAAAUGGUAGAUGGGUCCUGCUCAUGUUUUAGGUAGGUGUGAGGUAAACUUGUAUGCCUCCAAGAAUGAAAACAACUGGAAUAGUUGAAUCUUAUAUAUUUAAUUUGACAAUUAAAACAGGAUCAAAAGGAUUCAAUAGCUACUUGGAUCCAAGAAAUCUUCAAUGCUAGCUACUGCCACCUAAAAAUCAUCUGACUUUAAUUAGUAUAUUAUGACAAAAAUUAUUACAACAGUGAAAAAAUAACUGAAUCAAGUUCCAUAAGCAACAAACACUUCACUUCAGAUUAAAAGACUAGAAGCCAAAUAUUCCCAUGAGAUUUGAGAUCAGGGAGUAAAACCUUAGACCUUGACCGUGAAGAUAUACAGCUGUUUACAAAAAGAAGAGGGAAAAAAAGAAAGUUUGGAUUCUGUUCUGUGGAAUUCUAUUCAUAUGUAGCUUAGACAGAUUUCUUUUUCUCUUUCUUAAUAUUUUGAUAAUCUAUUCCCUUGAAAGAGUUAUACAGUUAAUGGUAAGGUUAAAAUACUGAGAGAAAACUGUUGCCUUUUGCUAAAAUCCAAAUGUUAAGAAGUGUCUACCUUUAGGUGUAAAGUUUUUAAUAAAUAACUCCUAAUGUGCCAUA